AUGUCCGCCCCCGGGUGUGGAGGUGACACGCCAGAGCCCCGCCAGCUUGAGGGACACCCAUUAAGCGCCAUCGUCACGCAUCCCGCUGUCACCUCCGGGGUGCCUCCCCCGUCCGGUUUUGGGACUACAACUCCCAGCGUGCCGCGGGGCGGGCGGGGCCGGCGCGGCGUUCCCGGCGUAACCAAUCGCCACGCUGCGGGGAGUAUUGAGAGCAAACACGAAGUCACAAUCUUAGGAGGACUCAAUGAAUUUGUUGUGAAGUUUUAUGGACCACAAGGAACACCCUAUGAAGGUGGAGUAUGGAAAGUUAGAGUCGACCUUCCUGAUAAAUACCCUUUCAAAUCCCCGUCUAUAGGAUUCAUGAAUAAAAUUUUCCAUCCCAACAUUGACGAAGCGUCAGGAACUGUAUGUCUAGAUGUAAUCAAUCAAACUUGGACAGCUCUCUACGAUCUCACCAAUAUAUUUGAAUCGUUCCUGCCCCAGCUGCUGGCCUAUCCCAACCCUAUAGAUCCUCUAAAUGGUGACGCUGCAGCCAUGUACCUCCACCGACCAGAAGAGUACAAACAGAAAAUUAAAGGUAAGGAUGUAAAGAACAUGUUGUGGAAUGAGUGA
Calidris pugnax (ruff) is the source of this 612-nucleotide messenger RNA. RefSeq names its product ubiquitin conjugating enzyme E2H (gene UBE2H). The coding region runs from base 1 to 612 and encodes 203 amino acids. Gene Ontology annotation, cellular component: nucleus. Gene Ontology annotation, molecular function: ubiquitin conjugating enzyme activity. The transcript is spliced from 7 exons. NCBI's taxonomy places the organism in Eukaryota, Metazoa, Chordata, Aves, Charadriiformes, Scolopacidae. The record is from RefSeq and is a predicted model, not a curated record. Gene Ontology annotation, biological process: ubiquitin-dependent protein catabolic process; protein polyubiquitination.